This is a messenger RNA of Ixodes scapularis (black-legged tick), 1688 nucleotides long. RefSeq lists its product as uncharacterized. The record is from RefSeq and is a predicted model, not a curated record. Bases 148 to 1506 code for a protein of 452 amino acids. The transcript has 2 exons. NCBI's taxonomy places the organism in Eukaryota, Metazoa, Arthropoda, Arachnida, Ixodida, Ixodidae. Gene Ontology annotation, molecular function: protein binding.
UAAAUGCUGACCUUGUGUGCAAAAACUAAUCGAAGGCUGGUCUUCCAAAGAGCGUGAAGCAACUGUUUGAUCUGUUCCAGAAUGUUAUGGGUUUACGAGUUUGUGUCAUUGCCUUGUGGUUUUGACAUCUUGCUUAUGUGAUUUCAAAUGUCCACCACAGGUAUUCCGAAGAAGAAGCCUGCACGAUUUACAUAUUUCUUUGCAUACCACGGAAGAAUGGCAGGCGGCAACCAUGCCCCUGUGGAGAUGGUGUCCUUCAGAGUAGCCGGGUUCUCCGACGCCCUAGACUGGAGGCCCACGCUGUUCCAAGAGCCCAUCAUUGCGCAGAAAACGUGCGUCCUCUGCGGGGUUUUAUACAAGAAAGCAGUCGGGCUGCCCUGCAUCCACACGCUGUGCAUGAAGUGCCAUGCCCAGUGUGUCGACGAAGGGAGUGCGUGUCCCGUCGACCAGAAACCCUUCUGCGAAGAUGAUGUUGAGCAGCUGGAGGUCCCUCUCAAAUACAUCCUGAACCGUACUGUUGCUUGCUGGAACGCACCUAAAGGCUGCAGCUUCAUUGGUCCUGUAGCAUGCCUCUUGAACCACUACAAGGAAUGUGACUUCAACGUCGUGCCCUGCUGCCUGUGUCACUCAACAGUGCUGCAGAGUGACAUCUUGGAGCACUUCAAGAAUGGUUGCAGCAUUCCCCAAGCCACGCGUCUGCCUACUGCCAACCCUGCCACCCAAGACCUUAGGAAUGUCAGCAAAGCUUGUCUCGAGAUGAACAAAGCCAUAGGGAAGAUCUCCGAGGACAUCAUGUCGCUGCAGUCAAGUCUGAACCGGUGCAGUGAAGAUGUGAGAGCUGAGGGUACAAGAUGCAAGGGUCAAUUAGAGGCUGAAGCUUCUAGGCUCACUCAGAAGCUAAUUGACUUUAGCACAGUCUGUGCCACUGAAUUCACCGAGGGACUGCAGAUUCUUCAGCAAGCAAUGGCCGACUAUGAAAAGCAUGUGAGUAAGGAGCUCUGUGUGCAAAGGGUCAAGCUGACUGAAGUCUUGGGUGUGGUGCGAAAAAGUUUGCCAAGUCCUAAGCCCGAGACAAUCCAUUGGUACAUUGAACACUGGACAGACCUGAAGAAUGAAGCACUUAGAAAUGGCUCGAAGAGCUUGUAUAGUCCCAAAAGGAAUGUGUAUGAUUACAGUGUAUCCCAAGUUGUCUAUAUUGCACGUAUGGGCAGCGAGGUGGGCCUCGGGUGUUUCAUGCAGUUACACCCCGGGGAACAUGACUCGCACCUAGAGUGGCCCUUCAGCAAGGUGUACUCCGUUGGUGUCAUUCACCCGAAGGGCCAGUCAAGUACGAUUUCCUACAAGGUAAAUGCUGGCUGGCAUAAACAUCGGAGAAACUUUCUGAGGCCAAAGGGAGGAAGUAAUGGAGCUUUUGGAGCAAAGUGCCUCUCCACAGCAGAAGAGCUAGAAUUUGACGGGUUUAUCGAGAACGAUACGCUCCAUGUGUUCUUGGAAAUCGAACCUUAGGUUUGGUCUUCAACCUUGCCGACCCGCAGCUUGAUAACUGAUAACAUUUAAAUAUUUUGUUGUGACUAGGCUGAGAAAUGCAGGAAAAUGAUCGAGAAGGGAAUACCUGCCUUGCCUGUGAUGCUAUCGCAUUUGGUUGCCAAUAAAGGGAGUUACUUUAUAAGGCACACUCUUUCACAUUA